GGAACCAAGGAGUCGAUUUGUUUCAUAGUCUCCAGUAAAUAAAAGAAUAUUCAUGGAGUUGUCUUAUGUUUUGGCUCAUAAUUAAAUUCAUUGUUAGUGUUCCGUAACAGACAUUUUAAGCGGUACGACUGUAGGCCAUGUCUGCGUCAGCUGUGUUCGUGUUGGAUCUCAAAGGCAAGGUGCUGAUAUGUCGCAACUACAAAGGUGAUGUGGACAUGUCUGAGAUAGACCACUUCCUGCCGCUGCUAACACAGCAAGAAGAGGAAGGGCUCACUUGCCCUGUUAUUUCCCAUGGCAAUGUUCAUUUCAUGUGGAUCAAGCAUAGCAAUCUCUACUUGGUGGCUACUACAAACAAGAACUCCAAUGCAUCUCUGGUGUAUUCCUUUCUGUACAAACUGGUAGAGGUGUUCACGGAGUACUUUAAGGAGCUGGAAGAAGAGAGCAUUCAGGAUAACUUUGUGGUGGUAUAUGAGCUGUUGGAUGAGCUCAUGGACUUUGGCUUCCCUCAGACCACAGACAGCAAGAUUCUGCAGGAAUACAUUACACAAGAAGGCAACAAACUGGAGGUUGCUAAGACCAAGGUGCCCACGACAGUCACCAAUGCUGUGUCCUGGAGAUCAGAAGGCAUUAAGUAUAAGAAGAAUGAGGUUUUCAUUGAUGUCAUUGAGUCCAUUAAUGUCCUGGUAAAUGCCAAUGGUAACGUGAUGAGCAGUGAUAUUGUGGGCAGUAUCAAACUGAAGACGAUGCUCUCUGGGAUGCCUGAACUCAGACUGGGCCUGAAUGAUCGAGUGCUCUUCGCCCUCACCGGCCGAGACAAGGGGAAGACAGUAGCAAUGGAGGAUGUGAAGUUCCAUCAGUGUGUGCGACUGUCACGCUUUGAAAGCGACAGGACCAUCUCAUUCAUUCCCCCGGAUGGAGAGUCGGAGCUGAUGUCAUAUCGUAUCAAUACUCAUGUGAAGCCUCUCAUCUGGAUUGAAUCUGUUAUUGAGAAGUUCUCUCAUAGUCGAGUGGAAAUUAUGGUAAAGGCUAAAGGGCAAUUUAAAAAGCAAUCUGUGGCCAAUAACGUGGAGGUACGAGUUCCUGUCCCAAGUGAUGCUGACUCUCCCAAGUUCAAAACCAGUACUGGCCAUGCCAAGUACGUCCCUGAAAAGAACUUAGUAGUGUGGACUAUUAAAUCCUUCCCUGGAGGGAAGGAGUUCUUGAUGCGAGCCCACUUUGGCCUCCCCAGUGUGGAAAAUGAUGAGGCUGAGGGAAAACCACCAAUUACAGUCAAGUUUGAGAUCCCAUACUUUACCGUGUCCGGCAUACAGGUGCGAUAUAUGAAGAUCAUUGAGAAAAGUGGCUACCAGGCCUUACCAUGGGUUAGGUACAUCACACAGAGUGGAGAUUACCAGCUAAGGACAAAUACUUAGACAAGCACUUCCUGUGAACACUUCCUGGCCUUUCACAAAGACCCAGACAGACAACGAUCAAGUGACAGUUUGGUGUCUUAAUAUUUAAAUUUUUAUUUUUAAAGGAGAAGAAAAAUAUCAUUCUGCAGCAUUUUGUUAGACUAAAAUAUUUCUUCUUAACUGAUUUUAGAGUUGGAUUUUGUUGCACUAAGUCAUGGUUAAAAGAAAAAUACUAAAUCAAACAU
Electrophorus electricus (electric eel) is the source of this 1636-nucleotide messenger RNA. RefSeq names its product adaptor related protein complex 1 subunit mu 2 (gene ap1m2). The record is from RefSeq and is a predicted model, not a curated record. NCBI's taxonomy places the organism in Eukaryota, Metazoa, Chordata, Actinopteri, Gymnotiformes, Gymnotidae. Gene Ontology annotation, biological process: vesicle-mediated transport; intracellular protein transport. Gene Ontology annotation, cellular component: clathrin adaptor complex.